This is a messenger RNA of Dimorphilus gyrociliatus, 340 nucleotides long. The record is from the annotation of a GenBank genome assembly. NCBI's taxonomy places the organism in Eukaryota, Metazoa, Annelida, Polychaeta, Dinophilidae.
UAUGAAUUACCGUCGAAACACAGAAACCGAUAAGUACGAAUACGUAGCUGUUGGAGAAUGGACGAACGGACUUACUAUUAGAAAAGACGACAUACGAUGGCUAGACGGACGCGUUGAAGUUCCCGUAAGUAUAUGUUCCCCACCUUGCAAGGUAGGAGAAAUUAAAAGAAUGAGAGAUCGUUCUUGCUGUUGGAUUUGCACACCUUGCAAAGAUUUCGAAUAUACUGUGGACGAAGUAACGUGCGAAGAUUGCGGUGAAGGUAGAUGGCCUAAUGAAGAAAAGAGUUCAUGCUACGAUCUUCCGGUAAUAGCUCAUGAACGAACGAAUAAGAAUAUAUAA